CAGAACUACAAUAUAAAUUGCAAUGUAGACUAUAUAGGCUACAAUAGUGACUGAACUACUAAGCAAUGGAAGACAUGUAGAUAUUAUUUUGAAAUUCAGUAGUAAUUGGUGAUGAAAACAAAUUAGACCAAACAAUUUUAAUAUUCAUAUAUUAAAAUAAAUAAAAACGUUUCUUACAGAUCAAGACAAUAACAAUUCACGAAUAUACAGUACUACAAUACGAUAAUAGUCUAAUAAUUAAUUUAUCUACAUAAUUAUCAACUUCAAUGUAAUUUCAGACUAAUUGGAAUAUCCCCCUCCAGAUAAUUGAAAAUAUUCACAACAUAAAAUUAUACAAUGUUUUUAGAAUAGGUUGAAUAAUAAUAAACAAGGAGUUUUUAGAAAACUUAUAGAUCAUCUUUAUUAAAUGAAUGCUAAGAGUACGAUCAGAGAAUUGAUUACAAUUUAUGACUGAUGCUAUAAUAGGAACAAUACAUUAGUUGAAUUAUUUUUAUCCAUGUCUCAAUAUUUAUAUUUAUCGAAUACUGUAUUUACAAUAAACGAUUCAGUCAGUAAAACUAGAAUCAAGUGCGUUUAUAUUUAGAUUCUAUUAUUUUUUAAUUCAACUAACAAGAAUUUGAACAAACUAACUCAAUGAAGAAAAGCAUUAAGAUCAAGAAAUCUUCUCAAGAAUAGGGUAGUGAGUAUUUUCUAAAUAACAAAACAAUUUAAACUGUUAAUUGAAUGGAGCAAGCUCCGUACAAUUUUCAACAUCUUAAUCCUAUCUAGUCGAAUGAAGAAAGUUUUAAUAACGGUAGACAUCAUAGAAUUCAUAUAUUUCAGUAAAAAACUUAUUAAACCUUGUAAACAUUUGGAAUUGAAUUGAAUGAAACAAAGGAUUGGUUGAUUUUCAAGAUACUUUUUGUAAGUAGAAAAACGUGCAAUAGGCUUCAAUCACAACAUUAGCAUAAACAUAGUAAUAUAUUCCUAAGAAAUUCUAUAACACUAGAAAAUGUUUUCAGUUUUCUUCACUUUGAUUUAAAAUAACACAGCUAAGAUAUGAAAAAAUGGUAGGUGAUCAGUAAUCUCAUCAAUAACAAUGAUUUCAUGACCACUCUUCUCGAAAUUAAAUGGAUGAUUUUAAGAGUAAUAGAGUAAAACCAGCUUGAGCCUGCCAACGAUAUAGUCAUGGCUCAUGGGACGUUACAAACAAUCAUAUUCGAAAGUGAUAAUGCAAUAAAAAUUACUAUUAAAAAUAAAUACAAAGAAAUCCAAACCAAUAGGAAUGGUAUUGUAAAAUACAGGUCAAGAAAAACAAUAAAUAUUGUAUGUGAACCACUAUCUACUUCAAGUAGAUCAAAGUAGAAAUAUUAUAAAAUUGCAUUCAUCAUUUUCAACUAAAUUUGACUAGACAUUACAGACGAUUUUAUAAAUAAUGAAAUCAUGGUUCUUGUGUCUACGUUAAUCUGAACUGUGUAAAGGUAAUAAACAGAUAUAUGACAAUAAAAGAUGAAUGAAGAUACAGUUUUAGGUGGGCUACGAACCACAGUCAUUUGAAAUUAUUUCAAUAAAUUUCAUGUAGCACACUGAAAUUAACACAGUAAUAACUUACAUAAAUAAAAUUACAAGCUAAGUACUCAAAACAAAUUUGCACAUCAUAAAAUGACAUAUAAAGAGUAUGUUUUACCAAAUAAAAAAAAAAUUAUUCAUUUUUGAAAUGUGAUGUAAUGAGUUUUAUAACUAUCCUAUAUUAGCGUAGGUUUUACGCUUUAAAGCUCAAUAAAUAUGAAACAAAUUUAUUUUUACCUAAUAAAAAAAUGGAUUUGUAAUUGUUGAAGUAUAUCAUAAUAUAAUAUCGUAUCAAUAGUACUGCUAGAGUUUAAGAGCUUCCUUUUAUCAUCAAAGACAAGCGGUGAGAUUUCAAGUAGAGUUUUUCCUCCAUUUUUAGUACUAAUUAGCAGAGGACUUAUUUCUCAGUUACAAUUGUUAAGGCAAUUUAUAACUGUAUUGAUAAUGGACAGGCAAUUGUUAAAGCCUAGUUUCCAAUCUGGCAAUUUGCAAUAUAAUAACACGGAGAGCUGUGCCGGUACGUUAGAGCAAUUUUUCCAACUUUUCGUCUGUUGUUUCCAUGUCGGCGCAAACUGCAUGGAAUGACAAUGAAAUGGGUGCAAUGACAUCGUAGACGUUAUCUUACAACAGAGCUCUAGUGUUCUUCAGCACUAUAAAAUAUACGAGAGGUUAUCUCUAAAGUAAAGACCGUUGGGAAAUUUCUCGCCGUGAGGUUGGCUAACCUGUGUCGGCUGAAUCCAGUCUCGUAAUAUACACACUGCAUUGUUGUCUGCCAUUUGUCGCGUUGUUCUAUCUUUAUUUACGUUUCAGUUAUAGCGUUUAGAAAUGAAUGAGACAAUUGAUGUUGCCGCUGAUUGUGAAAUUCGUGGAGUGAUACGUUUUUUAAACCAUCAAAACGUUAAACCGGUCGAAAUUUAUAGGCAGUUGGUUACUGUGUAUGGUGAAAACGACUGUAAAUGCAGAAUAUUACUGUGAAACACUCUUCAAGUUACGGCGUGCCAUUCAGAAUCGCCACCGCGGACAACUAACCGACGGCAUCAUACUGUUGCACGAUAAUGCUCGCCCAAAUGUGGCUGGUAAGACGCUCGAUUUACUGAACAGAUUUGGAUGGGAAAUUUUCAGUCACCCACCAUACAGUCCAGAUUUGGCACCUUUAGAUUACCAUUUGUUUGGCAAAUUGAAAGAAUUUUUGGGAGGUAAGCAAUUCGCGGGUGAUGACGAACUCAAAGAUGCCGUGAAUCGAUGGCUAAAUGAACUGGCGGCAGAAGAAUACGACGAGGGUAUAUUAAAGCUGGUGAAUCGCUAUGACAAAUGUCUCAAUUCAUAUGGUGACUAUGUAGAGCACUAAUGUAAGUUGUGUAUUUCAUUCUGUAUCACUUUG
Molecule: messenger RNA, 2929 nt
Organism: Nilaparvata lugens (brown planthopper)
Lineage: Eukaryota; Metazoa; Arthropoda; Insecta; Hemiptera; Delphacidae
Product: histone-lysine N-methyltransferase SETMAR-like
Exons: 1
Coding region: 2486-2896 (136 amino acids)
Molecular function (GO): nucleic acid binding
Source: RefSeq, a predicted model, not a curated record